Molecule: messenger RNA, 567 nt
Organism: Rotaria sordida
Lineage: Eukaryota; Metazoa; Rotifera; Eurotatoria; Philodinida; Philodinidae
Source: the annotation of a GenBank genome assembly
AUGAUUAAAGCAAUACUUGUCUUUAAUAAUUCAGCUAAACCAAGAUUAAUAAAAUUUUUUGAACAUUAUCCUGAAGAAAUUCAACAACAAAUUGUUCGAGAAACAUAUCAAUUAGUAUCAAAACGUGAUGAAAAUGUUUGUAAUUUUCUUGAAGGUGGAACAUUAAUUGGUGGAAAUGAUUAUCGUUUAAUAUAUCGUCAUUAUGCAACAUUAUAUUUUAUAUUUUGUGUUGAUAGUUCAGAAAGUGAAUUAGGUAUACUUGAUUUAAUUCAAGUUUUUGUUGAAACACUUGAUAAAUGUUUUGAAAAUGUAUGUGAACUUGAUUUAAUAUUUCAUGUUGAUAAAGUUCAUUAUAUUUUACAAGAAAUGUGUUUGGGUGGUAUGGUUUUAGAAACAAAUAUGAAUGAAAUAGUUGCACGUUUUGAUGAACAAUCAAAAUUAGAAAAACAAGAAGCUGGUAUUACAGCAGGACCAACUAAAGCAAUGACAGCAUUAAAAGAAAUGAAUCUACCACAAAAAAUUAAAGAUAUGAAAUUAUCUGAUCUCAAUUUAAAUAUUCGUUUUUAA